AUGGACCCAGACCCACUUUCUCUUCGAAUUCCUGCAGAAAUAGUUUAUCUGAUUCUAAGCGAACUGUAUGAAAAGACAGACCUGCUGAACAGCCGUCUGAUAUCGAAGAUGUUUAUGCAGGUCGCCAGCCCGUUAGGGUUUCGACGGUUGACUCUAUCUCGAGCGCCUGAAAGUCUCGCGGGGAUUGCAAGAAUUUCCGAUUCUCCCUUGGCAAAACUUGUUUCUGAAGUCGUUCUCGAAGAAGUCGAGUUUCCACUCAAGAUGGUUCCUCUAGAUCAACCUAGUAGUGAUGACCCAUUUCGCGUGGGGAUGGCCCUUUACAUUCCCAAAUUCCACAACCUCACUACCUUGAUAUUCUCAUUCCCGGACUUUUGGGAGUUUGAAAAUAAUUUCACUCCACCGGGUAGAAACGACCAGGGGUCCCGGUCGGCCUUUGAAUCUGAUAUCACUGCUUCUAAUCUUGCUCUGCAUCAGCAGGAACGAUUUUUUCAUAUGCUAGGCCGAUGCAACCCAGAUCUUAUCCCGCCUACUAUGAACACUAUAGUCAUCCAUAAUCUCAUGUCAUUCUGGAGUGUACAUUUCGAUAUCGACAAACUAAGGCCAUUUCUAGCGUCUCUCACGAAUUUUAAGGUCGAUAUCCAGAUCGUCCCCGACCUUAGGCUCGAGGAACUGUUCCAACAUCCGCCACGGGAGCAUGACCCUCAAUUCAUCCCGUUCUGGAGAGAAUUUGAUCUUCUCCUCGACGCCGCUUGCAAUUUGACCUCAUUGAGCCUGACAAGCGAUGCCGACGCCUACAACACAUGGGGGAGCGUCAACAUUUUCCCUAGACUACAGAAUCUGUCUCUUAACGGUUUCCUAUUUGCCUACUCGUAUCUUGACGGCGAUGUCGUGCUCCGGACAUGCUGUCUGGAAACGUUCAUCAUUCUGCAUCACAACACGCUUCAGCAUUUGUUGCUGUCUGAUUGCUUCAUCGAUAUAAUGGCCGAAUUUCGCUCGUGGGCGGAGAUUUUCAGGGAGUUUGAAAGGAAUUUGGGGAAGUUGAGGUCAUUUGAUUUUCAACUUAGUAAUGGGAAUGGAUAUGCUACAAUGUCGAUGGAGGAACCUGGAGGACACUACAUCAACGCGAACGCGACUAACGAACCUAACUUUGCCGAUACCAAUAUGUCGGAAGAAGAGAUUAAGAAGGCGGACAAGUUGGCUUUGCUUUCUUUGCAGAAUGCAAUCAAGAGUAGAAACGAGUGA
Messenger RNA from Psilocybe cubensis, 1242 nucleotides. RefSeq lists its product as uncharacterized. The transcript has 2 exons. The record is from RefSeq and is a predicted model, not a curated record. Bases 1 to 1242 code for a protein of 413 amino acids. Lineage: Eukaryota; Fungi; Basidiomycota; Agaricomycetes; Agaricales; Agrocybaceae.